CAAAUGGGAUUCAUCCCAGUUCCCCGCUUCCAAGACAACAAGCCAACAUCGGGUAAAAAAAGAGGCGACUGGGCGAGGUUCAUGUUUGCUGAGUGAGGCAUCUCUUGCGAAGUCACUUCUUCUUCUUCUUCUGCUUCUUCUUCAAGUCACUUACCUUCCGCGUACCUAACGAGAGCGACACAAGAAAAAUAAAAGGGGCAGAUCAAUUUCCCAGUUUGAUGGGUUUGUGAUCGAAAAGCUACACUACACUACACUACACUACAUAGAUCGAUUCGCCGCCUGGAAGAUGAUGCACCCCGGGAUUUUUUUCUUUAUGAAAGUCUUGGGACCGAACGAUGUUACUCCUCGCAUUGCAUGCGAGAUGGGUUGGGUUGAGGAUGUAAAAAGCAGGUCCACCAAUCCGGAACCACCGUGAAAGUGUACAUACGUACGCACGCUCGGUACGUUAUGCUAAAAAAAGGGUGAAUGGAUGGAUGGAUGGAUGGAUAGCUUCAAAGUGAGCUCAUCGCCCUCACAUCCCAUCGCCAACCAUGAAGUCCCUUCUCCUCCCGCUUCUCUCCCUCCUCUCCCUCUCCUCCUCCGCCCUCGCCGCCACCCGCAUCUCCCCUCCUUCCACCGCCUGUCUCCGCGUCGGCGCCGGCCAACCGUACUCGAACAUCCAAUCCGCCGUCAACGCCCUCUCCACCACGGCUUCCGGGUCUCAGUGCAUCUUCAUUUACCCCGGCACCUACUGGGAACAGGUCCUGAUCCCGGCUCGCUCCGCCCAGCUCUCCAUCUACGGAUACACUGCCAACAGCCAAGGCUAUGCUUCCAACACCGUCACCAUCAUCGCCAACAAGUCCCAGGCCGAUGGCCUAAGCAACGACCAGACGGCUACUGUGCGCGUCAAGAGCAGCAACACUCGCUUGUAUAACCUCAACAUUGAGAAUGCCCACGGCCAGGGCAGCCAAGCCGUGGCGCUGAGCGUGGCCGCCAACGGCGUGGGCGUGUACGGAUGCCAGUUGAAGGGAUUCCAGGAUACGCUGCUGGCGGAGGACGGAGCGCAGCUGUAUGCCCGGACGUUGAUUCAGGGAGCCACGGACUUCAUCUUUGGACAGCGCGCACCGGCGUGGUUUGAGAAGUGCGAUAUCAAGGUCAUGGCUGCUAAUCUUGGGUAUAUCACCGCCUUGGGUCGUGAUUCAUCCAGCAACCCAGCCAACUACGUCUUCAACAGCUGCUCCAUCGCCGCCGCUGCCGGUAACAAUGUGCCUUCGGGAGCCUACUACCUCGGUCGUCCUUGGCGCCAAUUCGCUCGCGUCACCUUCCAGAAGACCAGCAUGACCAACGUGAUCAACCCUGCUGGUUGGUCGAUCUGGCAGAACGGCGAUGCGAGGACCAGCAACGUUGAGUUUGGCGAGUACGCUAAUACCGGUGCGGGUGCGAGCGGAGUCAGGGCGUGGUUUGGUAAGCUGUUGGGUUCCCCCGUCAAGAUUGAGUCGGUGCUGGGGAGUCGUUACUCUCGUCAGGGCUACUAUGAUGCUAGCUAUAUGUAAGUUAGGAGGGAUCUCGAUGGGUAGGGAAGGGGAGGAAAGGAAGGCAGUAAAUGGGAGGUGGGUUAAUGGAAGGAUUUGAAUUCGAAUAGACAAUUGUCAAACCGGACCGCAACGACGGAUCAGGAUUUAAAAUAACAUAAAUAAAGGUUUUGUCCCCAG
Molecule: messenger RNA, 1691 nt
Organism: Neurospora crassa OR74A
Lineage: Eukaryota; Fungi; Ascomycota; Sordariomycetes; Sordariales; Sordariaceae
Product: pectinesterase
Exons: 3
Coding region: 531-1532 (333 amino acids)
Biological process (GO): cell wall modification
Molecular function (GO): pectinesterase activity
Source: RefSeq, a predicted model, not a curated record